AUGAAACCCUUGCUCUUCCUUCUCAUCUUCCUCCCGAAUGUCUUCAGUGAUUCUUCAACAGUUCCGACGUCUGAGGAAGACACUGAUAUGACUGCGACUCCGUCCACAAUCAUUCCUCUCCUCUCGACUGCACAGAAUCCUGGCCUCCCGAGAACCUCCUCUGUUCCUUCGGCCCUUAGAACCCCCGUCCCCACGUUCUCCUUCUCUUCUCUCUCUUCUUCGGACUGGCUCUCUUCCAUGCCAACCGUCCAAACCAUGCUCCCUCCUUCUCUCCCAACUACUCUUGAUGUUCCGAUGAUUUCCGAAAAGGAAAAGUUUGGUUUCAUGCCGCUUACCCCUCUCUGGUCUCCGGUCACCCCCGCUCCCUCACUUAUGACUCUGAAUGAUGCUCCCAUCCAACCGAUCCGUGGCAUGCUCCCGCCCUUCCCCACCUUUCCCACUUUUGCUCCAUUCACUUUCCCAACUCUUCCACCACCACAAGCACAAACGACGAUGAAGCCGCUGAACAUCACGAUCGACCCGGAAGCAAUAAUGGAUGUGGUGAGUGCCUCUUCCGUUUCGUUCCAACUAAUCAUCAUAUUCAGCCAGAGAUAAUCGCCCACUGGGGCUAUCCGGUAGAAACGCACAAAGUGGUCACGGCGGACGGCUACAUUCUCACUCUGCACCGGAUCCCGCACGGAAAGAGUGAGCGAGCGUCGACGGGUUUCCUGUUUCAAGUGUGACUUUCUUCAGACGAGACCUCCAAAUCCGCUUCACAGUCGCCUAAACCGGUCGUUUUCCUGCAGCACGGUUUGCUUUGCACCUCUUCCAUCUGGCUACUCAAUCUGCCAAGGCAAUCCGCCGGUUAGUACAGUUCUACGAAGGGAGCGAGCGAGAAGAAUAUAAUGAAGUUUCAGGGUACAUCUUCGCCGAUCAGGGAUACGAUGUGUGGUUGGGCAACAUGCGCGGGAACACUUAUUCGAAGCAGCACGUGCGAAUGACGGCGUCGGAUCCAAAGUUCUGGAGGUUCAGUUGGGAAGAGAUGGCCAAGUACGACUUGACAGCGAUGAUCGACUACGCACUGAAGACGACCAAACAAUCGCAGCUCUACUACGUCGGACACUCGCAGGGAGCGCUUACAAUGUUCGCCAAAAUGAGUGAAGAUCAGGAGAUAUCCCGGAAAGUCCGAAAGUUCUUCGCAAUGGCCCCGGUGGCUCGCAUGUCCCAUGUCAAAGGACUUUUCCAAGAUCUGGGACAGAUUUAUGAACAAUAUAAUGUAAGUUCAUACUUUUGAGUUGUUGAUCUGUCAAUAUUCUUUUAUAGCUUGUCUAUCAAGUAUUCGGAGAUGGAGAAUUCCUUACGAACAACAUCUUCACAAAGCUUCUGACGGAUAUCUUCUGUGAUCAAGCAGUCAACAAUCCUCUCUGCGAGAAUUUCAUUUUCGCAGUUUCCGGACCGAACAGUAAUCAAUUCAACAAUGUAAGUUUGUGAAAAUAGACAAUUCUGGAAGGACAUUUUCAGUCGAGAAUUGGAAUAUAUCUGGCUCAUAACCCCGCAGGAACCUCCUCUCGGAACAUGCUUCAUUUCGCUCAGAUGGUGAAAAGAAAGAGAAUGUCGAGGUUCGACCACGGACGGGAAAUGAACAUGAAAGUUUACGGAUCUGUUAGUUGUCUCGUUUUAAUUUGAACUAUAAUCUUGGAUGCUUCAGAGUUUCCCUCCAGAAUACGAUAUCCGCAGAAUCAACAGUUCCAUCUACCUAUUCUACUCUGAUUUCGAUUGGCUCGCAAAUCCGAAGGACGUCGAAGGUUUCCUAAUUCCAUUGCUCCCAUCCAAAACGCUCAAAAAAGCGACGUACGUGCUCACGAACUCAUCGAUACUAUUCAAACCAUUCCUUCUUUGAUUCUUUCAGAAAACUUCGAGACUUCAAUCACAACGAUUUCCUGUGGGGAAUGCGAGCAAGAAAGGAGAUUUACGAGAAGAUAAUCAACACGAUCAAAUUGGAUCAGAGAAGAGUGAAACUACAAGACAGCCUCCUGAGGUUCUUCGAAAGUGAGUGAGCAAGAGCAAACAAACGAAAAGAGCACUUGAUAAAAGGUGAUAGAACGAGUCCUGGUCAGCCGCUCUCAUUACAGGUCAGAACAGCACGCUGAGCGCCGAAAUGGAACAGAACAUUCGGAAUCAGACGAUGGACCUGGACUAG
This is a messenger RNA of Caenorhabditis sp. 36 PRJEB53466, 2179 nucleotides long. Lineage: Eukaryota; Metazoa; Nematoda; Chromadorea; Rhabditida; Rhabditidae. The record is from the annotation of a GenBank genome assembly.